UGUCUAGAUGAUUUCCUCCCAUAUGUUCACGAGGACCAGGACAUCCGCGUAUUUAUUGUUUCUAAAUUAGACCCUGACACAUGAAAUAAUAAACAGGCCAUCACCUUCUUUAUAUAAGUAUAUGCCAACCCAAACGCAUUCCACGCAAAAAACUCUAUAUUUUUUUUAGGUGUUACACAAAUAAUUACUCGCAAAAACAUCAUAGGUUUCUCUGCUUCAGUAAUGGCUACGCAGAGUGUAAUUGGGUUCAUCGGCUUGGACGAUAUCAGCUUGGAAUUAGCUACUUCUCUUCUUCGUUCUGGUUACUCUGCCCAGGCAUUCGAGGCAGGCAGUCCUUUGGUUGAUAAGUUCUCAAAGCUAGGUGGUAAAGUAUGUACCAACUCUAUUGACGCGGGGAAAGGUGUAGCUGCACUAGUCAUUUUGCUAUCUCAUGCUGACCAAAUAAAUGAUUUAAUUCUGGGUGACAAGGGUGUUUUAAAAGGAUUAAGCAAAGACACGGUCAUCAUUUUCCAUUCAAAUGUAUUACCUUCACACAUUCAGAAGCUGGAGUUAACUCUAAGAGAUUGUUAUGGAACAAACGUCGUUGUUGAUAUAUAUGUUUCAAGGGCAGUAUCAGAGGAUCUAAAUGAUAAAACUAUGAUUAUUUCCUCUGGAAGUUCAGAGUCCAUUGCUAGAGCACAGCCCAUUCUUUCUGCUAUGUGCGCAAAGCUAUACACCUUUGACGAACUCGGUGCCGGAAGCAAAGCUAAAAUGGUGAUUGAGCUUCUUGAAGGAAUUCAUUCUGUUGCUUCGGUGGAGGCCAUCUGUCUCGGUGCUCAAGCUGGGAUUCAUCCAUGGAUACUUUAUGACAUAAUAUCCAAUGCUGCUGGAAAUUCUUGGGUUUUCAAGAAUUCUCUUCCCCAGCUUUUGAGGGGCAACCAAACCAAACAUCUCUUUCUCAACAUAUUCGUUCAAAAUUUGGGUAACGUACUGGACAUGGCGAAAGCACAUAAAUUCCCCGUUCCACUUUUAACGGUUGCUCAUCAGCAACUUAUAGCAGGAUCGUCACAUCCCCAAGCACAGAGUGAUGAUGAUUCUACAUUGCUCAAGGUUUGGGAAAGUUUACUUGGGGUAAAUAUAGCUGAUGCAGUCAAUUCUAAAAGUUACAACCCUGAGGAACUGGCCAGUCAAAUUACUUCUCAAUCUGAUACUGUGAAGCGAAUUGGUUUCAUUGGCCUUGGUGCUAUGGGAUUUGGCAUGGCAACUCAACUGCUGAAAUCAAAUUUCUGCGUCCUUGGUUUUGAUGUGUAUCCACCAUCGCUAUCUCGAUUUGCAGAUGCAGGUGGCUUGACUGGAAGUACUCCUGCAGAAGUAUCUCAAGAUGUAGAUGUACUCGUAGUAAUGGUCACAAAUGAACUACAAGCCGAAAGUGUUCUUUAUGGUGAUCAAGGCGCUGUGCCAGCCCUUCCAUCUGGAGCAUCUAUUAUCCUCUCAUCAACAGUUUCUCCAUCAUUUGUUAGCCAGCUCGAGAAACGCUUGCAGAGUGACCCGAAGAAAUUGAAGUUAGUGGAUGCUCCUGUUUCUGGUGGGGUUAAAAGGGCCGCUAACGGAACCCUUACGAUAAUGGCAUCAGGUACAGAUGAAGCUCUCAAGCACACUGGUUCAGUUCUUUCUGCAUUGAGUGAGAAGCUUUAUGUUAUAAAAGGAAGUUGUGGAGCUGCCAGUGUUGUAAAGAUGGUCAAUCAACUUCUUGCUGGAGUUCAUAUAGCAUCAGCUGCUGAGGCAAUGGCAUUUGGUGCUCGAUUGGGUCUUAAUACAAGACUAUUGUUUGAUGUCAUUGCAAAUAGUGGGGGAACAUCUUGGAUGUUCGAGAAUCGCGGGCCACACAUGAUAGAAAAUGAUUAUACACCGUUGUCUGCACUUGAUAUCUUCGUGAAGGAUCUGGGCAUUGUUUCUCGUGAAGGCUCAUCACGCAGAGUACCGCUUCAUAUCGCAAACAUUGCCCACCAAUUAUUCCUGUCAGGUUCUGCUGCUGGAUGGGGCAGAUUGGAUGAUGCUGCUGUAGUGAAGGUCUAUGAGACACUGAGUGGAGUCAAAGUUGAAGGCAGACUUCCUGUUCUCAAUAAAGAAUCUGUACUGCAGUCCCUUCCUCCAGAGUGGCCAACUGAUCCCAUCAGUGAAAUUCGUACACUUACAGAGAAUAGUUUGAAGACUUUAAUUGUUCUGGAUGAUGAUCCAACUGGGACUCAAACCGUUCAUGAUAUUGAGGUCCUGACAGAAUGGAGUGUGGAGUCACUUGUGGGAGAGUUCAAAAAGAGGCCAAAAUGCUUUUUCAUUUUAACCAAUUCCCGAGCAUUGACUUCUGAGAAGGCUAGUGCAUUGAUAGCAGAUAUCUGCAGAAACAUUGAUACUGCUGCCAAGUCGGUGGAGAAAGCAGACUAUACGGUUGUUCUGAGGGGUGAUUCAACUUUACGAGGUCAUUUCCCUGAGGAAGCAGAUGCAGCUGUUUCUGUGCUGGGUGAGAUGGACGCAUGGAUUAUCUUGCCCUUUUUCCUCCAAGGAGGCCGUUAUACCAUUGGAGAUAUACAUUAUGUUGCAGAUUCUGAUAGGCUUGUACCAGCAGGUGAAACUGAAUUUGCUAAAGAUGCCGCUUUUGGAUACAAAUCUUCCAACCUCCGUGAGUGGGUAGAAGAAAAAACAAAGGGCCGCAUACCUGCUAGCAGCGUUUCAUCUAUCUCCAUCCAGCUUUUAAGAAAAGGUGGACCAGAUGCUGUUUGUGAACACCUCUGUAAUUUGCAGAAGGGUUCAACAUGUAUAGUCAAUGCAGCUAGUGAAAGAGACAUGGCUGUAUUUGCCGCUGGAAUGAUACAGGCAGAACUAAAAGGAAAGCACUUCUUAUGCCGUACUGCUGCCAGUUUCGUUUCUGCUCGAGUUGGAAUCGUCCAAAAAUCUCCAAUUUUGCCAAAUGAUAUUGGAAUAAACAGAGAAAGAAAUGGUGGACUUAUUGUCGUGGGUUCGUACGUUCCAAAAACAACAAAGCAGGUUGAAGAGCUAAAACUGCAAUAUGGUCAUGUUUUGAAGACUAUAGAGAUUUCUGUGAAUAAAGUUGCGAUGGAGUCAUCAGAAACAAGGGAGGAAGAAAUCAAUCGAGCAGCUGAACUGGCAGACGUAUACCUUAGAAAUAAUAAGGACACUCUUAUAAUGACCAGUAGAGAGCUAAUCACAGGCAAAACUCCUUCUGAGAGUUUAGAGAUCAAUUUCAAGGUAAGCUCAGCACUGGUGGAGAUAGUUAGGCGGAUAAUCACGAGGCCUCGUUAUAUUCUUGCAAAGGGAGGAAUUACCUCAUCAGAUCUUGCCACAAAAGCUUUAGAGGCAAGACGUGCCAAAGUAGUGGGACAAGCUCUUGCGGGUAUUCCAUUAUGGCAGCUUGGUCCUGAGAGCAGACAUCCAGAAGUUCCAUAUAUUGUCUUCCCAGGUAAUGUUGGCGACAGUAAAGCUCUGGCAGAUGUAGUGAAGAACUGGGCUCAUCCAGGCAGAUUAUCAACUAAGGAACUACUGCUGGAGGCUGAGAGGGGAAGAUAUGCUGUUGGUGCUUUUAACGUCUACAAUUUGGAAGGAGUUGAGGCGGUAGUUGCUGCAGCAGAGGAGGAAAAUAGUCCAGCUAUCUUACAGGUCCAUCCUAGUGCGUUAAAGGAAGGAGGAGUGCCACUCGUUGCAUGUUGCAUAUCAGCUGCAGAACAAGCAUCUGUACCUAUAACAGUUCACUUUGACCAUGGAAAUUCCAAGCAAGAGCUGUUGGAAGUUCUUGAGAUGGGAUUUGACUCACUCAUGGUAGAUGGGUCACACCUUCCUUUCAAGGAUAAUGUUUCCUAUACGAAGUACAUUUCUUCAUUGGCACACUCGAAAAAGAUGUUGGUAGAAGCUGAAUUGGGAAGAUUGUCAGGUACUGAAGAUGAUUUGACUGUAGAAGAUUAUGAAGCAAAGCUGACUGAUAUUAAUCAGGCAGAUGAAUUCAUUGAUGCGACUGCCAUAGAUGCUUUGGCAGUGUGCAUUGGAAAUGUUCAUGGAAAAUAUCCUGCAAGCGGUCCAAAUCUUAGGCUUGAUUUGCUGGAGGACCUCUAUGGCUUGUGUUCAAAGAAAGGAGUUCAUCUUGUUCUUCACGGAGCUUCUGGGCUGUCACAGGAAAUAAUAGAGGAAUGUAUAAAGCUAGGUGUCAGAAAGUUCAACGUAAACACUGAAGUGCGCAAGGCGUAUAUGGAUGCAUUGAGUAGCCCGAAGAAGGAUCUCGUCCAUGUCAUGGCUUCUGCAAAAGAAGCCAUGAAAGCAGUGAUUGCUGAAAAGAUGCGUCUGUUUGGCUCAGCUGGGAAAUCUUGUUAACAUUCUUUGCCCCUCCCCAAACUAAGAAUAAGGUGUAGAACUGUUAUCAAGCGGGCUAAUGGCCAAAAAUGCUCGGUACUUAAGUUGAGGACAAGUAAUAUUUUUAUAUGUCAUCGUUCUUACAAAUUGAAUUGAAUAUCCUGUUAAUGUGACUGCCUUAGCCUGUACAUAUAAUAAAGGUGCAAGUUGUAACACCCCACCUGCCUACUCGAACUAGUGGCAGUUUGUGAAAAGGUCGAUAAUCAUUCUUUCGUUUCCCUUCUCUUGUUAUCCAUUAUGUUUUAAGUUUCCUUGCAUCUUUGGUGCUUAUGAUUUAAUGUAAAUGACGCUAAUAAUCUUGUAAUAAGAAAGAAGAAAAUUGUCUCA
Molecule: messenger RNA, 4722 nt
Organism: Nicotiana attenuata
Lineage: Eukaryota; Viridiplantae; Streptophyta; Magnoliopsida; Solanales; Solanaceae
Exons: 42
Coding region: 223-4356 (1377 amino acids)
Biological process (GO): carbohydrate metabolic process
Molecular function (GO): zinc ion binding; NAD binding; NADP binding
Source: RefSeq, a predicted model, not a curated record